This is a messenger RNA of Cladophialophora bantiana CBS 173.52, 342 nucleotides long. RefSeq lists its product as uncharacterized. The coding region runs from base 1 to 342 and encodes 113 amino acids. Lineage: Eukaryota; Fungi; Ascomycota; Eurotiomycetes; Chaetothyriales; Herpotrichiellaceae. The record is from RefSeq and is a predicted model, not a curated record. The transcript has 3 exons.
AUGCGGUCUAAAAUGUUUCUCACCGUUACCGCUGUUCUCGCUUUCUCUUCGGCCUCUCUCGCUGGGUUGAUGCCAAAGUCUCCCAACCUAGAAAUCCCUAUGAAGAUCGGCUGCUACCCAACCGGAAAUGCCGGCAAUCCUGGCACUGCCAUGACAUUCAAGCUGCCCGAUUGUGAUGGCCUGCUCAACGGUGACAACUGUCUUCGCUUCUGCACCUGUAACGAGCAAUCUCAGAUCGUUUGCGACAGCAGUGCCAUGUCUGGGUGCAGUGACAAGGAGAUGGCGGCUGCUUGCUCUGCCUCUGGCAACAACCACUGGUACUGCAGCUGCUGGCCUGCUUAA